AUGGGUCUUUUAGCGCUGGGUACAGCCCUGGACUGGCCAGAGGCCAGAAAAAGAGCGCAGCAGGUCAGAGAAUGGGGCAUCCUGCAACUGUUGGAGAUAUGGAACAAGGCCAAGGGAAAGGAGCGUGAUGCUCUUCUCUGGGGCGACGAGGUCGAAUAUCUCGUUGUGCUAUACGAAAAGGAGGGAUCCAAGGUACUCCUAUCUUUGCGGCAAGCCGAGAUCCUUGAUGCACUCGCUUGCGAUGCCGAGCUUGCGAAGAAGGGCGGAUGCACAGCCGAGGGGCAGGAUGCGGAACUCAAGCAGACUCAAUCCCAGCCCGUGCCGGUAUUCCAUCCUGAAUUUGGAAGAUUCAUGCUGGAGGCAACGCCAGGAAAGCCCUGGGGAAUAGGAUUCAAAGAGCUCCUGGGCGUCGAGCCUGACAUGAAGCUGCGCAGAAGGAUCGCCAAGGAGCACAUGCUACCCACCGAGUACCCCAUCACUCUCACUACGUUCCCACGCAUCGGCAGCCCAGGGCAGUUCACCUUUCCAGAAUAUCCCAUCUCUGGGCCGAGGCUGCGGUCGCAAUUCGUGCCGGACGAGAUUGCGAACCCUCACAUUCGCUUCCCCACGUUAGCUGCUAACAUUCGAUCCCGUCGAGGCCGCAAAGUGCAGGUCAACGUACCCGUGUUCCACGACAAGAACACACCAAAGCCGUGGAAAGACCCAACGGUCGACUUUGACCUCCACCAGUGGCCCGAGGACGACGAUGUGCGCAAUGGCGCCGCGCCGGAUGACCAUAUCCACAUGGAUGCCAUGGCGUUCGGAAUGGGAAGCUGCUGCUUGCAGAUCACGUUCCAGGCCAAGAACAUCACAGAGGGACGGCAAAUGUACGACCAACUAAGCCCCCUGGGGCCAAUCAUGCUAGCUCUCACAGCAGCCACGCCGGUAUACAAGGGCUUCUUGGCCAACACAGAUGUCCGAUGGAACCAGAUAUCUAACGCAGUCGACUGCCGAACGCCCGAAGAGAUGGGUGAGAAGCCGCUGAAGAAUGACCGGUGGCGGAUUCCCAAGUCGCGUUAUGCUUCCAAUUCAACGUACAUUGCCGAGGAUGCCCGGUUACGACCAGAAUAUCUGGAUCCCGAUCUGGUGUUUGAUCCUGAAAUCAAGCAGACACUGAUGGACGGCGGUAUGGACGACCUGUUGGCAACUCACUUUGCUCAUCUGUUCAUCCGCGACCCCAUUGUCAUCUUUGCAGAGGACUUGGAGGAGCUCGACUUGAAGAAGACGGACCAUUUUGAGAAUAUUCAGUCCACCAACUGGCAACACAUGCGGUUCAAGCCACCACCAGCGGACAACAGCAUUGGGUGGCGCGUCGAGUUCCGCUCGAUGGAGAUCCAAAUUACGGACUUUGAGAAUGCUGCGUUCUCCGUCUUCAUGGUACUGGUCACGAGGGCGAUCCUGUCAUUUGAUCUCAACUUCUACGUGCCCAUCAAGAGGGUGGAUGAGAACAUGGAGAGGGCACAUGCCUUGGAUGGGGUGCUUCGAGAAAAGUUCUAUUUCCGCAAGAACCCGUUCCCGGCACGGCCAUCGCGAGCCAACACCGUAUUCGGUGAUGACAGUCGGCCUGGGUCUGCCAUGCCCAGCCGUCCUGCAUCGCCAGGUCUGGUAGAGGACGAGUACGAAGAGAUGACCGUCAACGAGAUCAUCAACGGUUCAAUGGAUGGCGAAUUUCCCGGGUUGGUUCCCAUUGUGGAGAGCUACCUCGAUAGCGUCAAUGUCGAUGUCGAGACGCGCUGUGAGCUGGCAACCUACCUCGAUCUCAUCAGCAAGCGCUCGAGUGGCGAGCUCGACACGACUGCCCGCUGGAUGCGCAACUUUAUUGCUGCGCAUCCCAACUACAAGCAAGACAGCGUGGUAGACGAGAAGAUCACGCACGACCUCGUUGGGGCGGCCAUUGCGAUUGGCGAGCGGGAGAAUGAGGGUCGGAACUUUGCUGGUCUCGGGAUUCCCGGUCUUCCCAAGCUGCUGGGCAAUUUCCGAGGGGGGUGCGGAGGCGGUGAUGAGAAUGGCGCAGUUGCUGGCGUCGACGGGUCGCCAUCUGAGACCAGGAAGCGUAAGAGCGACUGGAUCGAGGACGGCAGCGGUGCCAGCUGA
Molecule: messenger RNA, 2133 nt
Organism: Emericellopsis cladophorae
Lineage: Eukaryota; Fungi; Ascomycota; Sordariomycetes; Hypocreales; Bionectriaceae
Product: Glutamate--cysteine ligase-like protein
Exons: 5
Coding region: 1-2133 (710 amino acids)
Biological process (GO): glutathione biosynthetic process
Cellular component (GO): glutamate-cysteine ligase complex
Molecular function (GO): glutamate-cysteine ligase activity
Source: RefSeq, a predicted model, not a curated record